GCUGGAUCCUCGAUUAUUUCAUCCGCUAUGAGAGCUAACUCUUCAAGAACUCCCUUUUAUACUAGAUUAUUUUUUCUUUAUUAAAAUGCUAUAAUAUUUUGUUUUCUGUCUGCGUUAAAUUUCAAGACAUUUUGCUUUCAAGAUGCCCUUUUGGCAUGGUAACCGAAGUUGAUCAGUGAUUCGUGCGGUGUUACAUGACGAACCUACAAAGAUUUCUUUGGAAAAACAAGUAUUAGAACCAGUUUGUAAUUUCACUGUAACUCUAGUUUACAAAGCAUUCAUUGCUUGUAAUCAAUGGAGCAAAUGGGCAGGACCUGUUUAGAGGUGUUUCAAGAAAAAUACAACGGUCCCUGAUACAACAGCCACCAGCAAAAAAGUUCAACCAAUUCUGAGCAGUGUCUCUGCGAUCGUCGCAACAAAAUAGUUGCUUAUAUUUAAAGCUUUGUUUGUAUUUUAUUUGUGUUGGUAACGGUUUGAUCUUCAUUUAAAUUUUGUUCAAUGGUGUUAAACUGGAAACAAUGGCCAUGGAAAACGUUUUAAAUGCAACUGAGGGUAGUGGGACAUCUUGCAAACCAAGUAGCCAGAAAGUGCACGAAAAGAGCGCGCAUUGCAGCGACGAUGCAGUUGCAUCCAGCCGAUGCACGAUCGAUCCUGUUCUUCUCAGAUUGAGAAUAUUUUUCUUCUUGUUUUAUGCUGGCUUUGGUACGACAUUCCCAUAUCUUGGAAUCUAUUUCAAACAGAUUGGGCUCAGCGCUGGAUCCGUAGGAGUCUUAGCGGGAGUGAGGCCAUUAAUCCAGUGCGUCGGUGGACCAUUAUGGGCAAUGUUAGCAGACAGAUACAACGCAAGGAAAGCUGUUUUAUUGUUUUCCAUAAUGGCUUGGCUUGUAAUGACAGUUCUCCUCGCAUUUCCACGUCCGCGUUAUGAGGUUUGUAAAAUAGUAAACACCACAGAGACAAGAAUAUUUAACAAAACUUUAGUUCAAAAGAAAGACACUGUGCCGUCAAUAGGAUUCCACGAUCACAUGUCGGAGUUCUUGCCAUUUCCACAUUGUUUUCCUUCCUGUGCUGACAACCCUUUACAUCGAUCUGAAAGAUCGUCAGAUGAAAUUCCAGGAAGAUCAUCUCUUAAAGACAACAAAGAAAUAGUUGUACAUAAUUUUUUCGUGCAAAAUUUUUUUAAUAAUACCAAACCCUAUAAUGAUUAUUUACCAGGGACUAAAAGAGCUUCUAAUAAAACUCAAAAAAGUUCUUCUAAAUUAGAGCAUAAAGAAAAACCACACGCGAACGCUGUGAAAUAUGUCAUAGAAUGGAACCAAAAGGAGAUGCAUGACAUUUUCGUUAUUCUGUUGAUACUGAUCGUUGUAGGGGAGUUUCUAGAGGCUCCUUCGUUUAUCAUGGUAGACACUGCUUUGCUGGAAUACCUUGGAAAGGAGCGGUCACGUUAUGGACGAACCCGUCUGUUUGGCAGCAUAGGAUACGGUGUGGCAUCUUUAGGCAUUGGUGCCGUGCUAGAUCGCGUGCAUUAUCAGUACUGCGGAAAGACAAUGAUUGAUUACACAGUACUGUUUUACGUCUUCGCUGGGUUCAUGGUCGUUGGGUUCUUUUUUGCUAUGUUUGGGGUAAAGUUCAGCUACACAAAAAAGGCAGAUUGUGACAACCAGUCCAAAGCAGUGGCUAUGUCUGUCUUAAAGUUGUUCUGUACAUUGCGCCAUGGAUCGUUCCUGUUAAUCGCCUGGUUCAUGGGUUUCAGUCAUGGCGGGGUUAUGAACUUUUUGAACUGGUACCUUGAGGAUCUUGGUGCAAGUAGGUUUAUGAUGGGCAUUGGUACCACGUGUAGGUCAACGGCUAUCAUUAUUGGCUUAAUGAUUUCAAACUUUGCUAUCGACAGACUAGGUCAUUACAAUAUGAUUCUAUUUGCCUUGGUUGCAUAUACCCUAAGCUUCUUUGGGUAUUCUGUCAUUACGAACCCUUGGUACGCGCUGCCUAUUGAGGUGGCACAAGGCAUAUGCUACUCCAUGUCUUGGUCAGCCUGCAUCACCUAUCUAGGUGCCGCUGCUCCACCGAAGACGGAAGCUACUGUGCAAGGUGUAUUACAAGGCGUCUACUGGGGACUUGGGACAGGACUUGGUGCAUUUGCUGGGGGAGCGAUGAUAAACAAAUUUGGAGCAGUCAAAAUGUUCAGAAUUGCGGGCGUAGUGACAGCCAUUGUUGUUUUAAUUUUCUUGAUAAUCAACUUAGCGGUCAAUAAAGUGAAUAACAUUGAUGGUUCUCUUGAUCAUGGUCGGGAUGCAACCGGCAAUGCAUUUUGGAGUAGAGACAUCUAUUCGGAUGAUGAGCUGCUUCUUAAUGAGAAUCAAGAUGAUGAGGACCACCGUAGAAUUUGAUAAAUGACGAUAACGGCAACUAGACAGGGGCGUUGUGACCUUCUGAAGGUGACUUCGGCAGAGAUGGGGUCAAAUCUUGCAGGAAAUUCAUUGCACAUGAGCAAUAUUUGCAACCUGUUUGGAUUAAGGCAAGUGAUUAAAGAACCAACCAGAGAGACGUUAGACACGUCUUCAUUGAAAGAUCGUCUUCAUCAUCAAGUUGCAAUUAACACUCCUGCAAAUAUUGUCAAUUCAGGCGUCCUAAGAAUUUCACUUAGCGAUCAUUAUCUGUUUUGUGUUCGAAAAUUUCGGGGCUUCAUACAGUGACAACCCAAACCUAUCAGAAGUGGAAGAAUGAAAAUCUUUGACCAUGAAAGUUUUUUACUUGAUCUAAGCCAGAUUGCUUGGGAUGGCAAUGUACAUUGUUGCGAAAACGUUCAACAAUGGUCUACAACACUGUCUCUUGUUAUUGAGAUGCAUCUCCCAUUGCAGGAUUCGAGAGUAUAAAACAAAUACUCCCCAUGCCAUAAUAGCGAUUUUAGAAAGCUUUCUCAUCAGAGGGACAGAAUAAAACUGCUGCCGUUAAACAUAAAUCCGCUUGAUGGAUGCUUACAAGCAACUGCGAAAUAAGGCUAACAUUCUCAACAAAAAUCUCAAACGUGAAGGCUUUUCCAAGAUAUUAGCUGCCUGUAAAGGUGACUUAAAGCAGUCAUCGAAAACAAUAAACCUCCUUUUGAAAAUCGAUUCCCUAAAAGAGAACGAAUAGGAGGCAAAUAACGAUCGUGAUAUUGCCAACUCGAUGAACGAUUAUUUCUGCAGUGUGGGGAAGAAUCUAAGCGACAAGAUACCCGACCAGCCUAAUCCCUAGAAUGGAAGAGAACCUUUCAAAUUCGUUGCCAUCGACAAGAGGACCAUCGAAAAGGCCUUAAAUAAGAUCGAGUCAUCACAUGGGUGUGGUGAAGAUAACAUUGCCAGCUUUUUAUUAAAAGUAGCCUUUCCUGUUGUUUCUGAUUCACUCUGUGAAAUUUUGAAAUUUUGAACCUUUCCUUAUCUUCGGGUGUUUUCCCUGGCAGCUGGAAAGUUGCUAGGGUAGCUCAAAUAUUUGAGGAGGGCCUAUCUGAUGAAAGAUCAAAUUACAGGCCAAUAUCUGUUCUACCAUCUGUUUCUAGAUUAUUUGAAAAACUUGUGUACGACCAAUUAUAUCGAUAUCUGGACGAAAACAAACUCACAUGCUUACAACAGUCCGGUUUUCGCUCUUUUCACUAUGUUGUCAGAUGUCUUCUGAAGUGCACGAAUGACUGGUACGUCAACAUUAACAAAGGGAAAUUUACAGCUAUGGUUUUCAUUGACCUCAAGAAGGCCUUUGAUACUAUUGAUUAUGGUAUUCUUCUUGACAAGAUUAGAUUUUAUUGUAUCAGCGGCAUAGAACAUGGUUGGUUUCGAUCUUAUUUUAAUAACAGGAAGCGUUUUGCAAAGUAAAUGGCGUCUCUUUUGACAUUAAAGAUGUUGUUAUCGGAGUACCACAAGGGUCUUGCUUGGGGCCACUUCUUUUUCUGCUCUAUAUAAAUGAUCUUCACUUUGCAUUAAAGAAGGCUGUGACAAACAUACAGCUAUAUACAUACAGGUACAUAUGAGACAGGUUUGUCUGACCACCAUAAGCUAACUUAUUCUGUACUAAAAACUGAAUUCUUAAAUCUGAACCCACUUCUAUUUCAUACAGAUGCUAUAAAACUUUUUCUACCGAUCAAUUUAACGAGGAUCUUCAAUUUAAUUUAGUUAAAAUACCUAAAGAAAAUGUAUCGUACGAUGUUUUCAAUCGAUAAACAUGCCUCUCCAAAGAAAAAAUUAGUAAGAGCAAACAAUGCGCCUUUCAUGAAUAGAGAUAAAGAAAAUUGAUAAUGCUGAGAUCUAAGGCAAAAAGAGAGCUCAACAAAAAUAAAAAAGUUUCUAAUAGGGAGAGGUACAAACAAGUCAAAAAUAGAUGUGUUAAAUUAAUUAGACGCACUAGAAGAAGAUAUUUCGAAAAUUUAGAUGUUAAAUUCGUCAACGAUAAUAAAAAAUUCUGGAAAGCUAUCCAGCCUUUAUUAAAUGAUAAAAAUGCAAAAGCAAAUAAAAUCAUACUGAUAGAAAACGACGAAAUCCUGUCUGACAGCAAAAUAGUUGCACAGACGUUGAACAAUCACUUCGUAAAUAUUACUGAACGCCUCAUUAUAGCCCGACCUUUAACUGAUAAUGUGCAACAGACGUCUGAGGAAAGGACAGCCUCGUCACUAUUAGAUCAAUUGAAAUGCUUUGAAAACCACCAUAGUAUUUAAAAAAUCAAGGAAACGUUUGAUCAAUUUCCUAAAUUUAACUUUGAAAAUGUAACUUCCAAGGAGGUAAGAGAGAUAAUUUACAACCUAAAGGAAGACAAAUCAACAGGAGCCGAUAACAUCCCCCCAAAGGUUCUUAGAAUGGCAAUAGACGUUGUCUCUGGACCACUAGCUGAAAUAUUCAAUCGAUCUAUUUCUGAUAAAACGUUUCCCUUUCUUAUGAAAAUGGCUAAUGUGUGCCCUAUUUUCAAAAAAGGAGAUUCAACUAGUAAAGAGAAUUAUAGACCAAUAAGUGUGCUCCUCUCAGCUUCAAAGGUAUUUGAGAGAAUAAUGUUCAAUAAAAUCUACAAUUACUCAUUUUUAAACUGUUCCCUUUGCUUUGUGGAUUCAGAAAAGGUUAUAGCACACAACAUGCUUUAAUACGACUUAUUGAAGGUCUGAAAAAGUGCCUGGAUAAAAAAGUUGUGGCUGGUGCAGUGCUUAUGGAUUUAUCAAAAGCAUUUGAUUGUUUACCUUAUAUACCUCUACUAGCCAAAUUGAAAUCUUAUGGCUUCAGCGACAACGCAAUGGAAUUUAUGUAUAGUUAUCUAGAUAAAAGAAUACAACGAGUAAAAAUAAACUCAGAUUUUAGUGAUUGGAUGGAAACAAAGCAAGGAGUUCCUCAAGGAUCAAUCUUAGGCCCGUUGUUUAUCAAUAGUUACAUAAACGAUAUUUUUCUGCAUUUGAACAAAAGCAACUUAUGCAACUAUGCAGACGAUAAUAU
This is a messenger RNA of Rhopilema esculentum, 5438 nucleotides long. The record is from RefSeq and is a predicted model, not a curated record. NCBI's taxonomy places the organism in Eukaryota, Metazoa, Cnidaria, Scyphozoa, Rhizostomeae, Rhizostomatidae.